Nymphaea colorata (pocket water lily) is the source of this 2057-nucleotide messenger RNA. Its product is annotated as protein trichome birefringence-like 12. Bases 352 to 1641 code for a protein of 429 amino acids. The record is from RefSeq and is a predicted model, not a curated record. The transcript is spliced from 5 exons. NCBI's taxonomy places the organism in Eukaryota, Viridiplantae, Streptophyta, Magnoliopsida, Nymphaeales, Nymphaeaceae. Gene Ontology annotation, molecular function: O-acetyltransferase activity. Gene Ontology annotation, cellular component: Golgi apparatus.
UCUCAAACUCUCUCCCUCCGGCGAGCACAUUGGCACCGAAGACCCGCUUUUUCUCCGGCUAAUACACCGGUGGGCAGCAAGCCACCAGACUAUAGAUCCAUAUAAAACCCCGAUUAUUUGUUAUCACAGAUCGAGAUAACACAUUAAUGUGAUAGCCAAAAUAGGACAGUAGAUCGUUCGAAGACAUCAAGAAAGGUGAUUAAGGUUAGAUGUACAUGACGAAGGUUAGGCCAGGCAAGUGCUAUUUCACACUUCAUUUGGUUUCAUUCCUCCGAAGAUCAGAGGAUUUUACAUUUCGUUCAUGGUGAUCCGACUUUCUUGUCAUCAGUAUGAGCCAGAGGGUAUAAUCAGAUGAUGCAUUCCAUGACCUCUACAAAACGCCCGUUCACAUCCACCCAAUUUGGUUGUCUCGCCCUCUCCUUGCUUCUCCUAGCUUCAACCUUCAUCUACAUUUAUAGCUCAUUCCUCUCUGGUUUCUCAACCAAAUUUCCCAAUAACCCUCAGAUUCUCAGUAAAUAUCGUGAUUCCCACUUUCGACAACCUUCUAAUGCCACCAAUAAUAAGAUUCACAUUCUUUCCUGCGAUUACCAGAGAGGUAAAUGGGUUUAUGAUCCAGACAGGGUGCCCAGAUACGGGAAAGACUGCCCCUUCCACCGAAGUGCUUGGAAUUGCAUCAAGAAUGGGAGAGAAGACAUGGAUAGGAUCAAUUCGUGGAGGUGGGUGCCUUGGGAUUGCAAUCUGCCGGGCAUUAAUCCUGAGGAUUUUCUGAAUUUGAUGAAGGACAGGAGAAUUGGUUUCAUAGGGGACUCACUGAACGAGAAUUUCUUGGUCGCACUCCUUUGUACGCUCCAUGUGGCAGACAGGGGAGCUAAGAAAUGGAAAAGGAAAGGGGCUUGGAGGGGAGGAUAUUUCCCCAAGUACAAUGUGACCGUGGGAUACCAUCGUGCUGUUUUGCUUGCAAGAUAUGAGUGGCAGUCAUCAAGAACUUCGAACCCUCCUGUACAAGAUGGAUUGAUGGGGUUCUACAAAGUGGAUGUGGACACUCCUGCUGAUGAUUGGAUAAAUGUGCCAAAAUUCUAUGAUGUCCUGGUGUUUAAUACUGGCCAUUGGUGGGGAAAGGACAAAUUUCCAGAUGACAAACCACUCAUAUUUUACAAAAAAGGUGACCAGAUACUUCCACACCUUAAUAUAAGAGAUGGGCUCGAGGAAGUUCUCAAAAAUAUGAUUCCUUACAUUCAAAGAGAAGUUCCUAAAAGGGUCCUCAAGUUUUGGCGCACACAGUCUCCAAGACAUUUUUAUGGUGGUGAAUGGAACAAAAAUGGUAGUUGUUUACUCAAGAAUCCUCUUGGCGAGGACCAGAUUGAAGCUUGGUUCAAUCCAAAGAAUAAUGGGGUGAACAGAGAAGCAAGAGAAGUGAAUUCUAUUAUCAGGCAGAGUUUGCUAGACUCAAAUAUCCGCUUGCUUGAUCUGACUCAUUUGAGUGAGUUCAGAGCAGAUGCUCAUCCCGCAAUUUGGUUGGGAAGACAAGAUGCAGUGUCCAUAUGGGGUCAGGAUUGCAUGCACUGGUGCUUGCCUGGAGUUCCGGACACAUGGGUUGAUAUUCUCGCAGCACUGAUUAAGGACAGUUUUGAGAAGGGGUGAUAUAUCUCUACCUUCUGUUGGUGGAUUACUGUCAUCCCUAUGUAGUGGAGAAGCAAAGCGAGUCAUCCAGUUUUCAACCCUCAAGCAACUUCCAGCUACCUAAGAUGCUAAUAAUUUUGUUUUAUUGUAUUUCAUUUUUUUGGAUUUACCAUCUUGUCAGGGUUGAAAGUUGCCUGUUAGUUUGAAAAGCUCAAAAGAAGAUGACUGUCAUAGUUACUACUUCAGCCAUUGGGGAUGAUUGAGGGUAUGAAUCUGUCAAUACUUUCAUCAAAGAGGCAGUUCACCUUAAGUUGAGGAUGGAUUUGGCAAGAAUCACGUGGCUAUGGCAGGAAGCCAGUGUUUGUUGAAGUUGAGCUUCUGAUAGCUUGCUCGCUCCAGCUUAGUCGUUGCUAGAAAUUAAGAAUUAUUUUUAGUCA